AUGACAUUUGGCCUCAAGAAUGUUGGUGCUACCUAUAUGAGGGCUAUGACGACUAUAUUUCAUGACAUAUUUCAUAAGGAGAUCGAGGUGUAUGUAGAUGACGUUAUAAUCAAGUCCAGCGAUAGUUCAUACCACUUGACACAUUUAAAGAAGUUCUUCGACCGUCUGCGUCGUUAUAACUUGAAGUUAAAUCCCGCCAAAUGCGCUUUUGAAGUUCCAGUCGGCAAGUUGUUGGGAUUUAUAGACAGCAAAAGGGCCCAGUCCUUGGCUGAUCAUCUUGCAAAAAAUCCUGUUGAUGAAGAGUAUGAACCGCUCAAGACUAAUUUCCACGAUGAAGAAGUAUCGUUUGUGGGUGAAGAUAUUUCUGAAAUGUAUCAUGGUUGGAGAUUAUUCUUUGAUGGAGCGGCAAAUCAUCAUGGAAAAGGUAUGAGAGCGGUCUUAGUGUUAGAAUCUGGUCAACACUAUCCAAUCGCAGCUAAGCUCCGAUUUAAUUGCACGAACAACAUGGCUGAGUAUGAAGCUUGUAUUCUUGGUUUGAGAAUAGCCAUUGACAUGAAUAUGAAAGAGCUACUGUAUGUACAGAAGUUGUGCAAGAGAUUUCAUAAGAUCGAGUUCAGACAUACUCCCAGAAUAAAAAAUGAGUUGGCCGAUGCUCUUGCCAUCAUCACUUCGAUGAUUAAACAUCCAGAUACUGAUUGUAUUGAUCCUCUGGAUAUAGAGCUGAAAGAACAUCCAGUCCAUUGUUCACAUGUUGAAGCAAAACUAGGCGGUUUGCCAUGGUAUUUCGAUAUAAAGAAGUAUUUGGAGUGCGGGAUUUAUCCUGAAGAUGCUACAUCCAACUAG
This is a messenger RNA of Solanum pennellii, 843 nucleotides long. RefSeq lists its product as uncharacterized. The record is from RefSeq and is a predicted model, not a curated record. The coding region runs from base 1 to 843 and encodes 280 amino acids. NCBI's taxonomy places the organism in Eukaryota, Viridiplantae, Streptophyta, Magnoliopsida, Solanales, Solanaceae. Gene Ontology annotation, molecular function: nucleic acid binding. The transcript has 3 exons.